Molecule: messenger RNA, 364 nt
Organism: Ambispora gerdemannii
Lineage: Eukaryota; Fungi; Glomeromycota; Glomeromycetes; Archaeosporales; Ambisporaceae
Source: the annotation of a GenBank genome assembly
AUGAGUCAAAGUAAUUCGCUUCAAGAAGUUCCAAGCAUCAUCUCUCAAGAUCAAACCUGCAGUACAUGCCAUAAUGUUAAAAAACCUGAAAACUUUUACCGUUCUCGUGGUGAACGUCCUCCACAAAAGUUCGCAGCCUGCAAUCAAUGUUCUGAGAGACGUAAAAAUAAAUGUCAAGAAACUGAUAUAAUCUCCAGAAAGAAAAUAAAAUUUGAAUCCAAAAUAAAUGAUUUUAUUCCCAGUACAGAUGUCAAUAACUUGAAAGAGUCGAAUAUGUUGGAAGAUGCCAAUUUUUUUGGAAAUCGAAAUCCAGAAACAUCAUCUCCAGUAAAAGAGAAUAUUGAUAGUGAACAAAAUAACAUUG